Molecule: messenger RNA, 528 nt
Organism: Arctia plantaginis
Lineage: Eukaryota; Metazoa; Arthropoda; Insecta; Lepidoptera; Erebidae
Source: the annotation of a GenBank genome assembly
AUGGACCGCAGCCAAAAAAUAGAAAAGCACCCAAGCCAACGAGAAAUUCAUGAAGUACCAAAGAAACCACUUGGGAAACGAGCAGCCAAAAAAACUGGCCAUGGAAGUAGUCAGAAGGUGAAAGUCGACAUACCUCAUGAUAAAAAGAUUUAUGGAGCUCAGACAGCCGUCAAAGCUACUACAGCAGUGAUAAAUAAAGAGCGGCCAAACUUGACGGAAGAAGAGUGGACUAACCUUAAGUUGUUGGUAAGUGUUUUGGCACCAUUUGAAGAAAUUACUUCUAGUUUCAGUGGUCAGAACUAUGUGACUGGGGGGUUAGCAAUAGUUUCAUGUAAUAGCCUUCGCGAUAUUUGCCAAGAGAUGCUACAAAACAGACACUACAUAGACGCUGAGAUAGUACAAAAUGUUUUAAUAAAAUUGAAAAGUGGCCUUGACUCACGGUUCCAAAAUAUCGAACCGAGCAAGACUCUGGCUUUGUGCACGUUGUUGGACCCUCGUUUUAACACCGUACCAACAAAACAUCCAUAA